CGUCAACAAUUGUAACGGUUAUGUUAUGAACAAGACAAGAAAGAGUCCGUGAUAUUUUGUACUUACUGUGUAUAUUUUAUUUGUUGUUUUUAAAAAUUCGAACAUGGAUUCAUUUACCGAGAGCCUCUUAUCAAGGGCUAGGGAGCGGCAAAAACUUUUGGAAAACUACAACGGUGAGGGGAGUGGGAACAGUUUUUCUAGUAAAAGAGUUGCCCUCUCGCAAACAAAUUUAAAUUCCGAAAGCCCAAAUAAGUUAAUUCACAAUCACAAAAGUAAUUCAGACGGGAACAUUACAAAAAUCGCUCAUCAAAGCCCCACAACGCUCGUUUCGUCGGAUUUCUCGUCUCACAAAACGCUUAACAUACAAAACGAUGAUUUCAAUAUGGAAAUUAAAGUAAGUUCUGCGGACAAUGUACGUGUUGAGGUUCAAAUUGAGGAGGAUAAUUCUCAGGAUAGUAGUCAGACUGAAAAAAAUCAGGGUGGUCUUCGAACAAAUGCAAAGAAUAGGCUGGAUAGAUUGGGGAAGUUGUAUGCAGGGGGAGAGGAUGCUGAUAUUUCAUCUCCAAUUCACCAGACUGAAGCUAAAUUUUAUGCUGAAACGUCCCCAAAAGGUUGUACACCAGCUAGUACAAAAACAAAAAGAGGACUGAGUAAACUGGCUGAUUUGGCACAAAAUUUUACUGAGUAUGAAGAUGAUUUGACUAGUAUACGCAAAGACACAGCUGAAAAACCAUCAGCUAUGACCAAAAAGUCAAGAAAACCGCCGGCACCGAAACCUCCAGCACCCCAACCAUCCCAACCAAGUCCGUCGAAACCAUCAGCUAAAUUCAACAGCCCAGUUCCACCUCCCGUACCUGCAGAACCCUCCAAACGAGAUGGUAAAUUCCAAUGGGACAAAAAAGUGCUCGAUUCUUUGGAAUCACAAGGUUUUAGUCGCACAGAAUCCAGCACCCGCCUAAUUUACAAAUACGACCCUAAAAGAGAAAAGGAGAAUAUGGACGAAAAAGGCAAAAGAGACUGUGAACAAACGAAAAUUCCACCCCUGAAACAAAAGGCUCCGUCACGCACAAAUCUCAUCGCUGAUAAGGCUGCUCGUUUCGAGUCGCCCCAAAACACCCCUACGAAAGACCCCGCUUUGAUGUCCGUGUCCGAAAGGAAAGCAUUGUUUGAAAAAAAUAAAGGAACUCCGCUGAUACCGAAAGCCGCCUUUGCGAUGCCAACACCGCAAGCUAAGCCUGAUUCAGCUAAAGAGAAAAACGUGAAGAAAAGCGUCUCACAAACUCCCGUUAAUCAAGAAUCGGUUUCUUUGAAGGCCGGAGGGAUUGCGAAUAAAGUUGCUGCGUUGUUUGAAAACAAAAGUACCAUUUCACAACAGCAAAUCGAGAAGAACGUACAAGCGCAAAGGAAACAAGAAAUGGAUAUGCUGCUGAAUAGGUUUCACAAACCUGUUGAGGUAAUAACAGAAGAAACCGAGUAUGAUGACAACGCUACUGAAGAAACUGCCAUGAUAGAAAAAACACCUUCAGAAGUGAUCACUGUUGUUCCUUCAAAAGAAGAAAGGAGAAGUAGCGGCAAUAAGAGAUGUAGCAAAUCGGAUAGUCCUAAAGUAGCUGCCGUCCUCAACGAUGUCAAACGCAUCAAAGUCUCGCCGCAGAAAGCCGGAAGACUAUAUCCGAGCUUAACGGAUAUUGAAUCAGUGACUGAGACUGAAAACGAAACGAGGUCGACAACACCAAACGAUAAUAGCAGCUUUGAGAACAGUUUUGCUGAAUCUGAUGAUGCAAACACCAGCUUUGGGCGAGAUAUUCUUCGAGCUGUGUGCAAGAAUCAAAGUUCGCAAAAAAACCAAAUCGUGGACGAUAGUAGCGACUUGUCAGACGUUUUGGAUGACAUGGAUGACUAUAUUGACGAAGCUUUAGCUUACAGUGGGCAUACAGAUGGCCCUUCGCCUCCCAAACAAGGCAGAAAAUCACCUCUAGAAACUUCGUACUCUUUCAACUAUAAAAAUUUUCCGUCAGAAAGUCCUUCCCAAUUUAAAUCACCCAUAAAGACUCCCAUGCGUACAGAAGACGCUAAAGACCUUCCUACGCACGUUGUCGAUGGCGACAAUAUCUUACCUUUAACGCACACCGUCAGUUUUUAUCGGAAACAACAAACCCAAACUUCCACAACACCAAUUCGACAAAUUUCGCGACAACCUCUAGUGGAAGAAACCCCAGAAAACAACCCCGAAGAAGAAGAGUUAAUUCAAAAGAAAAUCAACGUGCUUAAAAUUGAGAUCGCAAAACAAGAACUCAUCAUUUCGCAGACAAGUCAAGCCCUCAACUUGUGUAAUUCUACGUUAGAAUUCAUGGGUUCCACUGAACAAGUGGAAGCGGAACGAGUGCUGCUACUCGCAACGCAUCGUCGGCAAGCUGCAGUGCAUGAAAAACAACGACUAGAAAUCGAGCGAACAAUUCGGCCGCAAAGAAAAGGCGUAGAACAAGUUUACUUACAAAAAGGUGACUUAACCAUCUCGAAGAUUGUGCUGCCGCUGAAACAAAAGUACGUGACGGCCUUAGCUGCAGCGGGCGGCAAAGGACAUCAUGUCGUUUGUUUAAUUAAAUACAACGAGCAAGUUUUGCCAACACAGUUGGUGUCUACUGUGGCUUCCAGCAGUAAAAAUCCAGAGUUAGAACUAAGCGUCCCGGGAACGAUAACACUGCGGGAUGUUUAUAGUGACUUUACUGUAACUUUGGAGGUGUACUGUCUCCAAGCUCAAGAGGAAAUCCUUCCCCAUGACAUCAAAUACCACAUCAAAAAGCCGAGCGCAAAAUUAACACCAAAAAAAUCGAAGCAAGAUUCUCGUUUAAUUCGACCAGUGAAGGAGUCCCCGGCCGGCCCACAAGUCGUGCGUUCACCUACCUUCGCCUUAAUGGGUUACGUCGUGUUUUCUGCAGCCACAACUAAUAAAAAACAGUGGAGUUUAAAUAAUACACCUUCCAUGAGUCCACUGGAAGGCACAGUCGAAAUGUGCAUUUCGUGUCAGAUGGCUACCACAAUCGAACACCGUGGUUUUCUGACAAUGUUUGAAGAUGUGUCAGGUUUUGGAGCUUGGCAUCGCAGAUGGUGCCUACUCAGAGGCGACACUUUGAGCUACUGGAAAUAUCCAGAUGACGAGAAAAAUACGCCACCUAUCAAUUCCAUUCAGCUCUCGGAAUCAAUAACGCAACACGUGGGACCAGUCAGUCGCGAUAUUUGUGCCAGAUUACACACUUUCCUCUUGGAAACUGAAAGGCAGGCUUCUCCGCACGAUAAGGACAGUUUGAUUACAGUGCGCAAAGGACCGAGGACCGUCAUACGGCAUCUCUUGUCGGCUGAUACAAAAGAAGAACGGUUGGAAUGGUGCAGUAAAUUAAAUUCGGCUUUGUGUGUUAAUGUGAGCCGUAAAAGUCGCGACUAAGUCGCUUAAGUUGUAAUAAUAUUAAUAUAAUUUUAAUCUAUGUAUUUUAUAUCAAAUUUAAACAUUAUGUAUAUAUAAGUUUUAAAAAUUUAUUUAUAUAGUGUUUUACAAAAUGGUUUGAAACUUAAGUUUUGAAUCAUUACACACCUUAUGAAAAUCUUAAAUGUAAACUAUAUGACACAAAUUCACCCAUAAAUGUUUUAUUGACUAUAUUAUAGACAUUAAUAAAUCAUUUUAAACUAAA
This is a messenger RNA of Zophobas morio, 3686 nucleotides long. It is a transcript of the gene scra, whose product is annotated as scraps. NCBI's taxonomy places the organism in Eukaryota, Metazoa, Arthropoda, Insecta, Coleoptera, Tenebrionidae. Gene Ontology annotation, biological process: actomyosin contractile ring assembly; mitotic cytokinesis; septin ring organization. Bases 104 to 3442 code for a protein of 1112 amino acids. The transcript is spliced from 15 exons. The record is from RefSeq and is a predicted model, not a curated record. Gene Ontology annotation, cellular component: actomyosin contractile ring.